CUCUCUUUGAUUUAGAUACCCCUGCUGUUUACUCGGAUAUCGUGGUGAUUCACUCACCCUCUUUGUUGUCUCUAAUUGAUUCCUAUCAGCGACGGGAAAUUCCCCAAUACGCAGAAUUUAACUCCCGAGUCAAUCCACAACUUUCACCACCUGGAAGUAACACACUCGACGAGCUUCCCCGCAUCCACUACUACACCUUUCCUCCCACACCACUACCUUCUCUACACCACCAGACAGAAUACACCAGCACCCUAAGGAAAAACUAAAGAGCAAAGAUGCAAGCCGUCCCCGAAUCCCGCCAACAAACCUUCGAGGAGAUCUACGGCCCUCCGGAAAACUUCCUCGAGAUAGAAGUCCGAAACCCCCAAACACACGGCACCUCACGCAACAUGUACACAUCCUACGAAAUCGUCUGCCGAACCAACAUCCCGGCCUUCAAACUGAAACAUUCCGUCGUGCGCCGCCGAUACUCCGAUUUCGAGUACUUCCGGGAUAUACUCGAGCGGGAGUCGACGAGGGUCACGAUCCCGCCGCUACCGGGAAAAGUAUUCACGAAUAGAUUCAGUGAUGAUGUGAUUGAGCAUCGACGGGAGGGGUUGCAGCGGUUUUUGCAGAUUGUUGCGGGCCAUCCGUUGUUGCAGACGGGGAGUAAGGUGUUGGCGAGUUUUGUUCAAGAUCCGAAUUGGGAUCGGAAUGCGUGGUAG
Molecule: messenger RNA, 704 nt
Organism: Aspergillus vadensis CBS 113365
Lineage: Eukaryota; Fungi; Ascomycota; Eurotiomycetes; Eurotiales; Aspergillaceae
Product: sorting nexin-3
Exons: 3
Coding region: 276-704 (142 amino acids)
Biological process (GO): late endosome to Golgi transport; endocytic recycling
Cellular component (GO): early endosome membrane; retromer complex
Molecular function (GO): phosphatidylinositol-3-phosphate binding
Source: RefSeq, a predicted model, not a curated record